Messenger RNA from Westerdykella ornata, 613 nucleotides. RefSeq lists its product as uncharacterized. NCBI's taxonomy places the organism in Eukaryota, Fungi, Ascomycota, Dothideomycetes, Pleosporales, Sporormiaceae. The coding region runs from base 137 to 487 and encodes 116 amino acids. The record is from RefSeq and is a predicted model, not a curated record. The transcript has a single exon.
CCCUCUAUCUUCCCGACGCCGCUGCACGCAUAUUUUCUUUUGUCCAUCUCUUGCAUUUAUCAUCGGCUCACUCGGAUGUUCUUCCAUAUGGCUGCUGUGGACACCGACUCUUCACGGGAUUUUGGGGUGUAUAUUGAUGAAAAUGCUUAAUUUCUUUUUACUAUUUGUUGCAUUCCUUCUUUCAUCGUUUGUCUUUGCUUUUUCCUCGUGUCCAGUUGAGUUGGCAUUCUGUAUAAUUCUAAUGCCUGGUGCUGGGGGUGCCUGGGGCGCUGUAUGCUUCAGUCUGGGGCUGCGGGUCGAUAUAUCCUUUGUUUUAUCCUUUGUUUCUGUCUUUUAUAUACCUAGGGAGGGGAGUUUUGGCAUUGGUUGGAACGGUGGGUGGGGGAACUUGUGUAUAGUGGGGAGAAGGGAAGGGCAAGGGAAGGGAAGCAGAGGAAAGGUGUACAUCAGUCUAUAUAUCCCGGAGGUGACGUGUAGAUAUCUCUAAGCUAGGAAAGGCAGCAAUAUGCUAGACGAAGUUGACGUUCCACACCAUUUACAAAACAUGAGGUUUUUCACUGGACUGAUAUGGAGUGUUCAUGUCUCUCGAAUGUGCGCUUUACACCAAAGGCAC